Molecule: messenger RNA, 4461 nt
Organism: Uloborus diversus
Lineage: Eukaryota; Metazoa; Arthropoda; Arachnida; Araneae; Uloboridae
Gene: Smurf
Product: E3 ubiquitin-protein ligase SMURF2-like
Exons: 17
Coding region: 117-2615 (832 amino acids)
Biological process (GO): negative regulation of BMP signaling pathway; ubiquitin-dependent protein catabolic process
Molecular function (GO): ubiquitin protein ligase activity; protein binding
Source: RefSeq, a predicted model, not a curated record
GAGAAAAGUUUGUAACUACAAAGUUUGUAAGAAACAAUCAUGGAUUACUGGCGAAAAAUAUGUUGUGAAUUGUGCUUCUGCUUAAGGAUUAUUUAGGUUUAAUUUGGUAAAGCCAAAUGGCAAAUCAACCUAGCAGAAGGAUUGGAGCUAUGAAAAUCCGCCUAACAAUUUUAUGUGCGAAGAACCUUGCAAAAAAAGAUUUGUUUAGAUUACCUGAUCCGUUUUGUAAAGUCAGUGUUGAUGGAUCUGGUCAGUGCCAUUCUACCGAAACGUGUAAAAAUACCCUUGAUCCGAAAUGGAAUCAACAUUAUGAUUUAUACAUUGGAAAUAACGACUCAAUUACAAUUAGUGUUUGGAAUCACAAAAAAAUACAUAAAAAGCAAGGAGCUGGCUUUCUUGGGUGUGUUAGAAUCAUGACAAAUGCUAUCCAAAGGCUAAAAGAUACUGGCUAUCAAAGGCUGGAUUUAUCUCGAAGCCAUACAGAUGACCCCGAACCAGUGAAAGGACAGAUUGUUAUUAGCUUGUUAUCCAGAGAUGGUCAUGGAUCUGGAAGUGUAAAUGUAGUAGUUGAUCGUCUUGGUAAUUUAUCCCUUUCUCCGGAUGAACUGCCUGAAGGGUGGGAAGAAAGGAGAACGGCUUCAGGAAGAGUUUAUUAUGUUAAUCAUUUUACUAGGUCAACACAAUGGGAAAAGCCAACAAGGACCGCAUAUGAAAUUGAGCAAGCAAAUGGUCACAACAACAAUCGUGCAAAUAGUAGUCAAGUUUCUAAUAAUGCCACAACCAACAAUUCAUCUUCAAAUCCUUCAUACAAUAAUACGAACUCUAAUUCAAAUACGAACUUUAAUAACCUAAACUCUACUAGCAAUUCAGAAAGCAAUUCUAGUAAUAAUACUAGCAAUAAUGUUAGUAGUGGAAGUGGACAUUCACGAAGACGAUCAACUAGGCAUCGAAAUUAUUUAUCAAGAAAUCAUUUACAUCAAGCAGUUGAGCUUCCUGAAGGUUAUGAAAUUAGAACGACACAGCAAGGCCAAGUAUAUUUUUAUCAUGUAGCCACUGGUGUGAGCACGUGGCAUGACCCAAGAGUUCCUAGAGAUUUAGCUGGAAUCAAUGUUGAUGAGUUGGGCCCACUUCCCAAUGGCUGGGAAAUGAGGCGUACUGCCAAUGGACGUGUAUAUUAUGUGGAUCACAACAACAGAACAACACAGUUUACGGACCCACGGUUGUCCAGCAGCUUAGCUGUACAAAACAUGCUCAAUACAAGGAGAAGUAGUGGAAUUGAAGACAAUAGCAACCUCCUGAAUGGAAGAGUUUCGGAUUCUUCACAAGUAACUUCAAAUGUCAAUCAUACCUCUAGUGCCAUUAAUCCCAACAGCCCAAAUCCUCCCCCACUGCCGCCUUUGCCUACUUUAAACCCUACUAUACCUCUUGCUCUGGAGAUUGUAGAUGCACCGUAUUCAAAGCAGAAGCGAGAUUUAGUUCAAAAACUUGCAGCCUUAAGACAAGAACUACAUGCUUUGCAGCCACAGUCUGGACACUGCAGGCUAGAAGUUUCUCGAGAAGAUAUCUUUGAAGAAUCAUAUCGGUUAAUAAUGAAAAUGAGACCAAAGGAUUUGCGGAAAAGGUUGAUGGUAAAAUUCAGAUCUGAAGAAGGUUUGGAUUACGGAGGAGUAGCAAGGGAAUGGCUUUACUUAUUAUCACAUGAAAUGCUCAAUCCAUAUUACGGCUUAUUUCAGUAUACGAGAGAUGAUAUAUAUACCCUUCAAAUCAAUCAUGAUUCUUCUGUCAAUCCUGAGCAUCUAUCAUAUUUCCAUUUUGUUGGUCGUGUUAUUGGAUUGGCAGUGUUUCAUGGACACUAUAUAGAUGGCGGUUUUACGCUGCCCUUUUAUAAAAUGUUAUUGAAUAAGCCAAUUACAUUAGAGGACAUAGAAGCUGUUGAUCCAGAGCUACAGAGAAGCUUAAAAUGGAUGCUAGAUAAUAAUAUAUCAACUAUUAUUGACACAUCAUUUUCUGUGGAACAUGACUCUUUUGGUCAGCUUCAAGUUCAUGAAUUAAAGCCAAAUGGUCGAGAAAUUCCAGUGACAGAUGAGAAUAAAAGAGAAUAUGUCCGGUUAUAUGUUAACUACAGGUUUAUGAGAGGAAUUGAGCAACAAUUUCUUGCUUUACAAAAAGGUUUCAAUGAGUUAAUACCACAACACUUAUUGAAAUCUUUUGACGAAAAAGAACUUGAGCUUGUCAUUGGAGGUCUUGGGAAAAUUGAUCUUGAAGACUGGAAAAUGAAUACAAGGUUAAAACACUGUAACCCAGACACAAAUAUUGUUAAGUGGUUUUGGAAAGCAGUUGACAUUUAUAGUGAAGAACAAAGAGCAAGACUUCUCCAAUUUGUCACUGGCAGUUCUCGUGUACCCUUGCAAGGUUUCAAAGCUUUACAAGGAUCCACUGGAGCAGCUGGCCCAAGAUUAUUCACAAUCCAUCUUAUAGAUGCUAGUACAGAUAACCUUCCAAAAGCUCACACAUGUUUUAAUCGCAUCGAUAUCCCUCCAUAUGAAUCUUAUGAAAAGUUAUAUGAAAAGUUGACUCAGGCCAUAGAAGAAACUUGUGGUUUUGCUGUGGAAUGAAAAGCAUUUGUAAUGAACUCAUCAAAAUAUCUUCCAGGAAAGAGCCUUAUAUUUUAUUUAUUCGUGCAUUUUUGUAGUCAAACUCAAGCAAAAGGCUGAUUAACAAGAACUACUUUUACAUGUUGAAAGCUUACUGUUUAUUAUACACAUAUAUAAAAAUAUGAAAAUGCCAUGGCACAACACCUGCUUGGCACUUGUUUUACUACAAUUCUCAAAUAGUCCAUAUAUAUUUGGGAUUUUAACUGAAUAUAUUACAACAAAAGGGUUUUCUGGUAAUACGAAAGAUUUUAUCUAUAGCUUUUUAACUCAUAGUUAAUUUUAUCGCAAAAAAAAAAAAAAAUCUGAUAAUCCAGCCUGUUUUAGAUUCAUAUCUAUGUGAGUACUUGUAAAAUAAAUGUGUAUAAUAUUUAAAUAUAAAUCUAUUUAUAUAUAUAAAUUUAUGUUAUGUAAAUAGUUCUGUGUGUAGUUUUUUUUUUUAAAGAAUUUUAUUGCACUCAAUAGAGAUGCAUUGUAAUUUCUAGUUAGUUUUGAGAACUAAUCUAGACCAAGAUGUGUGUUUAAAAAAUCAAUACAAAUAAAAAUGAUUUGAAUGAUAAAAAUAUUAUUGAGGUGCUGAACAUUUUUAUUUGUCUUUAAUAAUUUUUAAGCUGUUUGUCAUUGUGUUGGUAAGAAAAUCAGUUUUAUUAUUCAAUAAUAUAACAGUAUUCAUUAAUAUUCUUCAAUACUAAUAUUUAAUUUUAACACUUUUAUUAAAUACAGACUUGACUUUUUACAGUUCAAAGUAAUCAUUCUCAAAACUGUAUUACCAAAUAAAAAAAGUUGAUGAAUGUUAAAAUGAAUUAGUGUAGGGAAAAAAUCUACUAAGAAUCUUAAUGAUUUUUAAAAGUAUAUUUCUAGUCUAAAGUGCUGGAUUGUCAGAAUUUUACUUCUGUUGGUAAACAUUGUUGCUUAAGCGUUUCUUCAAAAAUUUAUUCUAAUUUUUGAAAUAGUUUUCGUUUUAUAAAUUCUAUAUGUAUUCAAUUACAGUUUCAUGUUUAACUCAAUAGAAAGUUGAAGUUUUGCCCACAAUUUAAAAUUGUCUUGAUUGAACUUAGUUUUCCAAUAUGAUCUUCACAUUUUUUCAACUGAGGUCCUCCUAUAAAUUAUGGCUUUAGUACUACCUUAUAUUUUCAUAACUGCUUGGAUGACGAAAUAAAACAUACAGUGCAAGAUAAUACAAUUUAAGCGUUUCUUAUACAGAGUCCGACAAAUUCUGGUCGCCUGGAAAAAAUACCUUGGCAAGUAGUUCUUUCACAUUGAGAGAGAAAAAAAAAUCCAUUGUGAAUAUAAUAUUUAAUAUACCAUAGUUUUCCUGUACCUUGUGUUUUCAAAAUUCCAAGUAAAGUGAUAUUUUUCAAGCAAAGUAGUAUUUACACUUGUAAAAAUUUAGAUUUUUCUUCCAUCAACUUUUUAAAAUUUUCUUUUAAAUGGCAUAUUUUUAAUGUUUGGCGUAUGUGUAAACUAAUAUACACAAGUUGAAAAGUUAGCAUUUUGAAUUUAACUUAGAAUUGGAGAAUUUAGUCAAUCUAGUCCCCAAUUAAGUUCAUUGCAAGAAAACAGAACAAUGUUGACUGUAUCAGCUGUAAUAUUUCUGAUAUCCUAAAGCUUUCUAAACUGAACAGGAAAUAUUUCUUAGAAGUUUUAGGUGAAGUAUUCCUUUUUAUUAUUUGGGAUUUCAGAUGAAAUGUAUCUUUUGAAUAUUUCAAGCUAAAUAAAUGAUGCUUGGAAUAGCCAUGUCACACCUAAGUUUUAUCUGAAAGUGACAACUUCUGAAAACUAAUUUGUCACAUGUGACACCAAAAAAAAA